UCGAUUUUCAUAUCCAAUCUGAUAAUGUGAUUGUUUUUCUGCUUCGGAUUUUAGUCCUGUGCGUCAUUUUAUCCUAUUCGUUGGAUCUUUGUUCAAGUUUGGUGCGGAGGAGGAUCGUGGAGUAUAGAUCAUUGAAUUUUUACUUUUUUUUUUAAGGAACGUUUUAGUGGAAAAUCGAAUAGUUUUCCGUGAUUCACGAUCGAGGCUUCUGAAAUAACUUAAAUUUAAAGCAGUUUUUGCAAGGAAUGAUCUUGUGGAGACUGUUGACUCUUUUUCCAAUCGGUUUUACCAUCAUUUUUCCCUUUUCUUACUUCUUUUAUGUCCUCCAAUAAUUUGUUUUUUUUUAGAAAUGUUUUAGUAGGAAAUCGAAUAGUUUUUCACGAUUCGCAACCGAGGUCUCUGCAAAUUGAACUUAAAUUUAAAGCAAUUUUUGCCAGGAAUGAUCUUAUUACUACUGUUGAGUCUUUUUUUUAACCGGUUUUACCAUCAUUUUCUGGUUUCUCUACAUGUGUCCAAGAAUUUAUAUGACUUUUACUUUUAUUUUUAUUUUUGGGUCGGUGUUUUGUGCUUGAAACGCGUGUAUAUAGCUGGAGCUCUCGCCUGGACAGUUGUCUUAAUUUCAAGGUUCAGGCAGAAAUUAAUCCCCAGAGAAAUGCCAAGUCCGCGCGCUUUCUGUGCGCGUGGGGUCACGCUCCAUGUUGGUGGUUUUUUCUUGCCUAUUUCUUUUCCCCCUUUUUUUUAACACCUUUCUGUUGUUGGUUGGGCGGCGACCUGUAGUUAUUGACUUAAUUCUGACGCCAAUCCAAAAGGAUCCAGCCACUUUCUUCAACGGAUAUCAGCCCCUUGUCGAUAUAAACUGAGAAGCUUGGAUUUACAUUUUUCAAUCUGCUAUCAACGAAAGUAUCAAUCCUAGCUGCAGAUACAUUGCAAAACAAAGCUCUGAGAGUCUAUUGGAUCCAGCCCUCUAAAUCAACUCUCAAACUUCACCAACUUAGCAGCAUGGCAUCUUCCUUGGUUAAGUCACAAAAGAAUCUGAAGAGAACAGAAUCUAAGAAAUCACAUUCCUGGUGGUGGGAUAGUCAUAUCAGUCCCAAAAACUCCAAGUGGCUCGCUGAUAAUCUUGAGGAGAUGGACCAGAGUGUGAAACGGAUGUUGAAGCUGAUUGAAGAGGAUGGGGAUUCAUUUGCAAAAAAGGCUGAGAUGUAUUAUCAGAAGAGACCUGAAUUGAUCUCUCACGUUGAGGACUUUUACCGCAUUCACAGGUCGCUGGCUGAGCGUUAUGACCAUGUGACAGGAGAACUGAGGAAGAAUAUUCCAUCAGAUCUCCAAUCUCAGGGCUCAGGCAUUUCUGACCUUGGUUCUGAACUAGCCUCUACAUGUCCUUCUCCUGAUCAAAGGGAGAGGCGACGUAAAUCUGGUCGUCGAGCUGCUGGUUUUGAUUUCUUCCUCGGCUCAGGUGGGAGCAGCUCUGAUCUGUACAACAAAGGAGAUGAGUCAUCUUCACUAUCGGAUUCCGAGUCGGGAUCUGAUGAUUCCUCUGUCAACAAUUACUUGGGCGUGCCAGGAAAGCAACGGAUGCAACAGGAAGAGAAUGCAGACAGGUCAUUGAGGGGAACCGGAAAUGGGAAUUGUGAAGAUCUACUUGGAAAAAUUGCUGGAUAUGAAGAAGAGCUGAGGGCUGCUAAGGAAAAGAUUCAGCUUUCAGAAGAAGAGAUCGUUCGGUUGAAAACUGAGCUCCAGAAAUAUGGACCCUUGGACUUUUCAAAUAAUUUCCAGGCUGAGCUUGUUGAAUUACCACCUAGAGAUAUCAAGAUGCAGGAAUCCGAGCUGGAGUUUGCAAAAAAACAAGCAUCAGAAUUUGAAGAAAGGGCUGUUGGGUUGGAAGUGGAUUGUUCAGACCCUGGUCUUAAGAUUCAAAGCCUAGUGGAAGAGCUGAGAAUCACAAAAGAAAGGCUUCAGGGUUCAGAGAAAGAAAUUGCAAAUUUGAUAGAUGAACUUGCAAGUAGAGGAUCCUCUGAAAGUAUCAGCCAUAUGCAGGAACAGCUUGAAUUGGCUCAUAAAGACAUUGCUAUGUGGAAAGCCAAGCUCGAUAGAGAGAAAAGGGAGGUCUCCAAGCUUCAGGAAAGGGUUGGGAGGUACAAAACUAGUUUAUCAGAUCGGGAACAUGAGAUCAGGGAAUUAAAAGAAGUCAUCUCUGAUGCUGACCAUAAUUUUGAGCUCGAAAAAUCACUACUAAUGACCAAAAUUUCGAAACUCUUGGACAACCAGUCUCAUUUGGAGGAGAAGCUAAAAGAAUGGGAACUACGCUGCCAGUCUUUAGAGGAGGAGAUCAAGCAAGUAGAUGCCGAAAAAACAGAAACCAAAGCUCUCCUUGAAGAACAGGAAAAGUUAUGGAAGACCAAAAUCGAGCAGUUGAAGGCAGACACUGCUGAGAGUGGUGAUCGCAUCAACGACCUGAAUAAAAGCCUAGACGCACUAAAAUUGAAACAUGACACUUUAAUGUCGGAAAGAGAUGAGCUCAGUGCAAGAGUUCAUGCACUUAUCUCUGAACUAAGUUCCAGAGAUGAUCAGAAAAUUCAAAUGGAUAAGUAUUUGCACCAACUACGAAUAGAACAAGCAGAGCUGGUCGCUGGAGCUGAAGAGGCACGUAGACUGGUGGAGGAGCUGAGAUCAAAAGCUAAGCAACUGGAGGAGGAGGUUGAGAGGCAAAAGGGUCUAGUCUCAGAAGCAGCAGAAGAGAAGAGAGAGGCGAUUCGCCAGCUUUGUUUCUCCCUUGACCAUUACAGGAAUGGCUACAAUCGGCUUCGCCAAGCUUUUACAGUCCACAAGCGGCCUGCAGUUUUAACAUCCUAAUCUGGUAUGUGAGCUUGGAUAAUGUAUGUAUUGUCUGGAUGGUGAAGGUUAAGUUACCCUGAAGUUUCACAUAGGCCUUACUUGGAUUGCUUUGUUGUUGAAGAGCCCAAAAGUUGCUGGCAACUUUAGGUAUUGAUGGAGAAAUGCUGGAAAUAAAUUACCUUCUGCCUCAGCUCAGUUAGUCGAGGCUUUCAAUGUGCUUGACCCUCUGUGGGUGUGAGUUAAAACAAAGGAAGAUGUGAAUUUAAAGCCUUUGUUGUGGUUCCUAA
Messenger RNA from Vitis riparia (riverbank grape), 3122 nucleotides. RefSeq names its product protein NETWORKED 4A. NCBI's taxonomy places the organism in Eukaryota, Viridiplantae, Streptophyta, Magnoliopsida, Vitales, Vitaceae. Bases 1000 to 2853 code for a protein of 617 amino acids. The record is from RefSeq and is a predicted model, not a curated record. Gene Ontology annotation, cellular component: vacuolar membrane. The transcript is spliced from 4 exons. Gene Ontology annotation, molecular function: actin binding.